AUGGAUGAAGAGGGACUUGGAUUCAACAAGGAUAUAGAGAGACUUGGGGGUCAAAGAUCCCCAACCAGCGAGAGGUUAUACUUCAGGAGAAACAUGUCUGGCCUUCCUCUACUGCCUGGCUACAACAUCUCCAGCCCUACGGUGCGUAGUGUACUGUUCUUCUGUUCUUUACAACUUCCCCCAUUAGAAAACCCUCAUGAGAGGCAGCGGCCCAUCCGCCAGAGCCUGGGCUGGAAGAAGGGCGUCCCACUGGUGGCGCCGACACCCGGGUCCCUCUUGUCGGCGGAGGACUCGCAGGAGCUGGCCAGACAGGAGCGACGGCUGCAGUUCGGCGGCCGCCGUCGACCAACGACCCCGCCCAGGUUUUUGCCAGAAUGGGCGCUGUUGGACAAGAAGGUACUGAGGUUCAAAGGUUACUUCAGGGAGCGUGUGGAGGGCGGAGGAGAGGUGUACCGAGUGCGGCCAGUAGUCAUCUCCUACUAUCUGGUUGAUGAUGCUCUCUCUGUCACUGAACCCAGAACACCGAACUCCGGGUUGGACCAGGGACGCCUCCUGAGCCGCCAGCGUGUUCCUUGCCCCGGUGGCGGCUUCUGGCACUGGACGCAUCUCAACCUCAACAUGACUCUCUCCCUCUAUGGCAGACACUUCCUCAUUUGUGACUGCGACCCUUUCACUAAGGAGUACCUGAUGAGUGAGGGGACGGAGCUGAAUAAUCCUCUGCCAAUACCGUCAGACCCCUACACUCUCCUCAGACAGUCCCGGGCAGAGUCCCCCUCCAGAACCUCGGACCUGAGGCCACACUCCGCGCCCCCCGCCCCACCACGCCUCAAAGGACUUGUCCUCAAGUUUGAGGUGAUGGUGGAAGAUGGUGAGGGCGGGCAACCUGGCGCCAGCCCGGCGGUGCUCCUGUACCGGCCGGCAGACCUCAGCGUCGAGCUCCGGCAACCAUCAUAUUUUGACUACACAGAGAUUAAGAAGUUCAGUCCAUUAAUACUUAGGGCUACCAAAGUACCUCGCGGGGAUACCAGGAAAGCUUCGUUUGUUGACAUCGGCGAGGAAGGGGAAGUUGGUGAUUGGCUGACGCCUCGCCACCUGAUCCCACCAACUACUGUGACCAUCUUUGGUAGAAGAGUUAUGGUGACAGGAUGUGACAAUCUAACUCAAAGAUUUCUUUUGGAUAACUAUGGCAUUGAUAAUAUCCCAGCCAUGAAGGUCAUAGAGACUGCUAAGGAAGCUGAAGGCGGCUCCAGCGGCAAGACGCAUUCGGACAUCGUGCCUCGCCCCCGGGCGCGCCCGGGACUCUUGAACUCCCAGGAUGCAACAGUUCUGAGGUUCUCUGCUAAACUAGACUCUCCGCUGGAGACGGAGGCUGACCGCUGCUUUAUCCUGGUCCACCACGUCAUUGACGAUACUCUGGAGUUGACUGAACUAGCUCGGCCAGGUGGACUGGGAGGACGAGUGCUCUCCAGAACCUGUGUUCCAAAACCAAAGGUGAGAGGCGACGAGGUGGGAGCCGGACGCUACUCCAAGCCACACGUCUACACGUUGGAUGACUUUUACAUAGGAGCCACCCUGGAUAUUUGGGGUCGACGUUACACAAUUACAGGAGCAGACGAGUACGUCCUGAACUAUGCUCGUCAACAUGAAGAUAAAGUCUCGCCUCGGCUCCUCUCAUCUUUAAUUAACUUUUUUGCACAAGAUGAAAAAGCCAAAGAGAAACCUGAUAAAAAUACAAAUUAAAACAAUCCGCCUUCAAAUAUUUUGAAAGAAUUUGGACACAAGAUUUGCAGACUCUUAUGUUUAACUGUUCUAAAUUAGAAUACAGUAAUGAUAAAUUGUCAUUGUGGAAUUAGUAAAGGGAAUUGUCCUUUUAAACUUAUGAAUUCUCCAUUGCAGCAAUCACAGACAACUGCAUGUUUAGGUGUAAGUUUUGAAUCAUUACUAAUUGCGUUCAAUUCUAGUAACUUUCCUCACAAUAGACUAAGCUAAUUGGUCACUAACUUAAGCGUUAAAGUUAACUCAAACUUUUCCUUUAAAACUUGCUAUAUUAGGAACU
Procambarus clarkii (red swamp crayfish) is the source of this 2056-nucleotide messenger RNA. The record is from RefSeq and is a predicted model, not a curated record. Lineage: Eukaryota; Metazoa; Arthropoda; Malacostraca; Decapoda; Cambaridae.